GAGGCGUGGUGGGGGCGUGGCGGGGGCGUGGCGGGUGGCGCGCGGCGGCAGGGGCGCGCGGCGGCGGCGCCAUGUCGAUGGAGGACCCCUUCUUUGUGGUGAAGGGGGAGGUGCAGAAAGCUGUGAACACUGCCCAGGGGCUCUUCCAGCGGUGGACAGAGCUCUUGCAAGAUCCCUCCAUCGCCACAAGAGAAGAAAUUGACUGGACCACUAAUGAGCUCAGGAAUAACCUGCGGAGCAUUGAGUGGGACCUGGAAGACUUGGAUGAAACAAUUAGCAUUGUUGAGGCAAACCCACGGAAAUUCAACCUCGAUGCGACAGAGCUGGGUAUCAGGAAAGCCUUCAUCACAAGCACGCGGCAGGUGGUCAGGGAAAUGAAGGAUCAGAUGUCAAACUCCUCCGUGCAAGCCCUGGCUGAAAGAAAAAACAGACAGGCACUCCUGGGAGAAAGUGGGAGUCAGAGUUGGAGCUCUGGACCUGACAAAUACAGCCGUCUGGACCGGGAGCUGCAAUUAGCAAAUUCACACUUCAUUGAGGAGCAGCAAGCUCAACAACAGUUGAUUGUGGAGCAGCAAGAUGAGCAGUUGGAGCUGGUCUCUGGCAGCAUCGGGGUGCUGAAGAACAUGUCCCAGCGCAUUGGAGGGGAGCUGGAGGAGCAAGCAGUGAUGCUGGAUGACUUCUCCCACGAGUUAGACAGCACUCAGUCACGGCUUGAUAAUGUCAUGAAGAAGCUCGCCAAAGUGUCUCACAUGACAAGUGAGAUCCCUGGCAAGAAAACCCACACCCAGCUCUCAACUUUCUCCUUUGAGGACUGUGCCUCGGCUCCGACGGUGUCUAACCUGGCCCUGGGGAGAGGGGGUGGAGGACUGGAGCUGCCUCUUUCCCUGGUGUGGUGUGACGUGGACCUGGGCUCCAGGUCUGGACCGAGGCAGCUGGAGGGGAACCUGACCCCCGCGCCUCUGCCCCGUGCAGAGCACCUCGUUUCUUUUGGUUAUGCUGCAAGAAAUACGGGGUGUCUCCUUUCCAAGCUGGUUGUCACAGCGUCUGCCCAGCUCCUUGGGCUUAAUACCUCUCCAAGAGCAGGUUCCUCGGAGCACAAGUUCAACCAGGGAGCGGGGCUCGCCGUUGGCCGGUAUUUACACACCUCUGACCCCCACGUUAUUUUCAGUGUGGUUGUGCAUCCUCCAGGAAUGUCUCCCAGUGCUCGGUGCGGGACCGCUCCUUCGUUAGUCCCGUGUGCUGCCGGAGGGUGGCCCAGCUGCUGGCAUCACUGCAAGCCACCAAACUGUCUUCGGUCCUUUUCCUGUGUACAUUUGCUCUUUCUGUUGUUGGUGGUGCCCCUCCCUUUAACUAAAUAAAUGCAUUGCUGCUGCACCACGCUGGGCAGCAGCGGGGAUCAAUG
This is a messenger RNA of Phalacrocorax carbo (great cormorant), 1402 nucleotides long. The record is from RefSeq and is a predicted model, not a curated record. NCBI's taxonomy places the organism in Eukaryota, Metazoa, Chordata, Aves, Suliformes, Phalacrocoracidae.